Molecule: messenger RNA, 1698 nt
Organism: Aplysia californica (California sea hare)
Lineage: Eukaryota; Metazoa; Mollusca; Gastropoda; Aplysiida; Aplysiidae
Product: prickle planar cell polarity protein 3
Molecular function (GO): zinc ion binding
Source: RefSeq, a predicted model, not a curated record
AACUUGACCAGUCGCGUCCAUUCAUCCAUGCUCGACCUUGUUUUGAUUUGAAUUCGUCUGUUUUUUGGUGAGAAUAAUCACAUCAAUAAUCCAUCUUUGAGGAUUCUUUUUUGUGAGUUUCGAUCUGUUAUCAUUGUGGUCGGCGGUACGUUCUUUCUUCUAGUGGAGUAUCGUUCAUCGAGUGACAAGGGAUCGGAAGGAAAGAAGUUUCACAAGUUUGUUUGGCUCUCAGCGUUACGGAUUUGUUGAUGCACUCGGGGUCGGCGUUCGGCGUUCUCUUUUCCUUGCCUUCAGGAUGUUUAGACAAGGGAUCCCUUACUACUGUCGUACUAGACUCGAGUUUAGUCAUGUUUGGAUCGGUUAUUUGUAACUAAGUCUGUGUUUGACACGGGGACACGUUUUCGGUGUAUGGGUGUUCUUUUAGUUUGUCAUAGAAAAUAGACAUCAUUCUAUUCUCUCCAUCUAAUCCUGUGAGUGACGGAUCAUCGCUGCUUUAAACGUUUAGGUUUAGGGGACCGGUGAAGAAUAACAAUUGGAUUUUAAAAAUUGUUUAUACUAGGCCUACUGUGUGUGUGGGUGGGUGGGGGUGGGGAGGUCUCGCUUACGAUUCCUCUUCUUGGAUAUAAUGGAAGCAUAGAAUUUAGAAUUUUAAUUCUCUGUAUUCAACUUUUUCACUUUGAUAAAGGAUAGAGAUCUAAGUCUUGUCGAUGAUUUUAUACUUUUGUGAUGCUCAUUCGCACCCGAGCCCCUCGUCUCUUCAGCUAUAAUAGGUGCAUGAUGUAGGUUCUAGGUCCUAUAAUAAGUUAAGGACUGUCAACAGACAGAUCAAACUCUAAGAAGUUUGUUUGUUGUGUUUUUUUUUUGUUUUUUGCUUAUUAAAUGCCAGCUAAUUUGAUUAGAUUUCUAGAUUUAGGUCCGUGUAAUUUUGUGAACGAAGCAAAAAAAUACGAAGGAGUAAUGUAUAUAUUUUUGUUAAAUGUUAAAUCUACGUGAUCAUUUUACAGCACUUCACUUCAUGUCUCUGUAAUUAUACGGUUUGGAAUAACAGAACAAAUUCAGUCGUAAACCACAGGGCCUUGUGUGAAGUUUUUGACACGCGAUGUGAAAAUAAAUGCUGGCAAAACAAUCACGGGAUUUUCUAUUGUGUAGCAACACGCCGGGCAUACGCUUCUACUGUGCAGCUUGUUUUUAUUAAAACCACUCCUUGUAAACGCGUGCAUCGACAUCAAGCAAGUCUGGAUCAUGUAUUGUAUAGCCCUCUUUGAAACCAACCGUGCAGUUCUUUGAAGAAAGAGGGGAUACAAAUUCAGGCGUUCCUGUUGUGAGAAUUGGAUUAAUUUCCGAUGACAAAUCCUUGGAGUGGCCCAGACUACGUGAAUUCGUGGAUUACAAUUUUUUUUUGUGUGGUUUUAAUUUUCGAGUAGACGUUACUCCCUGACUCAGCCAGAAAAAUCUUUCUAUCAUGGCCACGGGAGGUGGGUCACCAUGCCCUGAGGUGGCGCCCGAGGGGGCAAAACGCAAAGUAACGCACAGGAAUAAUCCACUGCUGAGCGAUGACCCUACUAUCCGGGAUUACACAAGUGCUGUGAACGCUAACAACGGACCCAGAGUGGGCGACAAAGGUCAAGGCCUGACGGAUACCUCCAGAGGAUGUUCCAAAUGUGGCCAAUGUCCAGGACUAAGUGUGCAUUAUUGGAG